Molecule: messenger RNA, 1266 nt
Organism: Mesorhabditis spiculigera
Lineage: Eukaryota; Metazoa; Nematoda; Chromadorea; Rhabditida; Rhabditidae
Source: the annotation of a GenBank genome assembly
AUGGCAUCAUCGGCGAUCUUCCUACUGGACCUCAAAGGGAAGGUGAUUAUCGCCCGGAACUAUCGGGGUGAUGUCGAUAUGGGCGUCAUCGACAAGUUCAUGCCGCUGCUCGUGGAAAAAGAGGAGGAAGGCAUGGUUACUCCGAUCCUCAUCCAUCACGAGGCCACCUUCGUCUUCAUCAAGCACAGCAACCUUUACUUCGUUUCAACGUGCCGAACAAACGUCAACGUCUCACUAGUACUGUCUUUUCUCUACAAAUCAGUCGAGGUUUUCACCGAUUACUUCAAAGAGGUGGAAGAAGAGUCGGUGCGCGACAACUUUGUCGUGGUGUACGAGCUGCUCGACGAGAUGAUGGAUUUUGGAUUCCCGCAAGUUAUGGACAGCAAUAUUCUACAAUUAUAUAUUACCCAAGAGUAUCACAAGCUCGAAAAAGCGCCGCGGCCACCGAUGGCCGUCACCAAUGCGGUCAGCUGGCGAAGCGAAGGGAUAAAAUAUCGGAAAAAUGAGGUGUUUCUGGACGUUAUCGAGAGCGUUAAUAUGCUGGCCUCUGCAAACGGCACUGUUCUCCAAUCCGAAAUCGUGGGUGUCGUGAAGAUGCGCGUCUACCUGACCGGGAUGCCCGAGUUGCGUCUCGGCCUCAAUGAUAAAGUGCUGUUUGAGGGCAGCGGACGCGGAAAGAGCAAGUCCGUCGAACUGGGGGACGUCAAAUUCCAUCAAUGCGUGCGGUUGUCAAGAUUUGAGAGUGAUCGAACGAUUGCUUUUAUACCUCCAGACGGCUCGUUUGAAUUGAUGAGCUAUCGGCUAAACACCGUUGUAAAGCCGCUGAUCUGGAUCGAGACCUCUGUGGAGCGGCAUUCCCACAGCCGAGUGGAAUAUAUGAUCAAGGCGAAAUCUCAAUUCAAACGAAGAUCAACAGCUAAUAAUGUUGAGGUCAUCAUCCCGGUGCCCUCCGACGCUGAUUCCCCAAAGUUCAAAACAAGCAUCGGCAGCGUGCGCUACACCCCCGAACAGUCAGCAUUUGUAUGGACCAUCAAAAGUUUCCCCGGCGGUAAGGAAUACCUGCUCUCGGCGCACUUUUCCUUGCCUUCCGUCGUCCGUGAAGAAUCGGAGGGGCGCCCGCCGAUCAAAGUGAAAUUCGAGAUCCCGUAUUUUACGACUUCCGGAAUCCAGGUCCGCUACCUGAAGAUCACCGAGAAAAGUGGCUAUCAAUCAUUGCCCUGGGUGCGCUACAUCACUCAAAAUGGCGAGUACCAGAUGAGGAUGAAA